GCAAUAACCAGCAUUCUUUACUAAGUACCUUAUUCACUUAUAAACAAAUUUUGUGUAAGAUGUGGGUUAUUGAUACAAAAUGCCUAUACAUUGAUACCUGUGGAAAUUGACAGAUAAAUAAAUAAAUAAACAAAAAUGCCUGCAGAGCACUAGGAGUAUUUAAGUUUCCCAAUCUUUAUAUUGCUGUAUUUCUCUAGGCACAUUAUAUGUGGCAUUCUGUCACCCAAACAAAUGCAAAACAAAUAAGAGAGGUUAUGAUUUGUGUGCACUAAAAUUACCAGAAAAUACAUUUGUCUUUAAAAAUUAACUGAAUGUAUAUAUCUAUAUAUCAGCAUGUUUUCUACAUGCAACAGGAUAUGAUCUAAUUUGCUACCUUUCUAUCUCUGCCAAUAUUUAUACCAUUAAAAUUUUAUAUUAUGUAUGCAAUAUAGGAUUAUAUUUUAAUGUGUAAACUUUUUUUUUCUGCUUGCCAUAUCCUCUUAGCAAUUGUAAUACCUCAGCUUUAUCAUUCGUCUACCAGAAAUACAGUUGACAUUCACAUUGUCCAAAUUCAUCUUUCUGAUCUGUAAUUCAAUGUUAUAUCACUUUGCCUGGCAUUGAAUCUUUUUUAAUACACAUUUUUAUCUAAACUUCCAUGUUUUUAGGCAGAAUUAAAUGAACAGUAUCUUUCACGUUGGCCCAAAGUACAUUUUGACAAAUAGUCUUCUUGAGUCUAGAAUCUUGCACUUGACUAAUAUGAUUAAAUUCCAAAUUAUUCUGGGAGGGUUAAAAACUUAAAACAAACAAACAAACAAACAAAAAACCACAUUGAGUCAGUGUCAGUGUUAUAAAUCAAGUUAAUGUGCAACAUUAUUUUCGAGUUGAAAUUUUAAGGAUUUAAGAUAUUUAUAACAUUAUUUUGAGGGCACUAAAGUAACUUUAAAUUUUAAGUCUUCCAUGUGUCUUUAAAAUGAACACAUUUAAUUGCUUUUAUAACAAUAAUAUUUAUUGUAUCUUAUGUUUAUGUAAUACGUUUUAUUUUAUAUAGCAAAUUUCUAUGCAUUGUUUCAUCUGAUCCCUAUAUCUAUUAUUAUUAUUUUGCUGUAUGUAGCAUUACCAUUCUCAGUCCAUACAUAAAAGAUGUUAAGUUACCAGAGUUUUUACAGAUAGUAAGUGGUGGAGCAAGAACUGGAGCCUAAAUCAUUUCAACCCUAGUCUAGAACUCUUGCUCCCAUGUCACGUGCUAGCUUGCUACUCAAAGUAAUCAAAUAAACUGACUAUCAUAAAAGUCGGAACUUGGGAGGAAAUAUGAACAUAUGAAAGUGUAUUUUCAUAUAUUAUCAACUUUUUGAACUCUCAUUGAGGCCAUUGAGUAAAAAUAAUUUUCUGUCAUUGGAAAUGCAGAGGGAAUGCAACAAGUAUUUGCCCUGAAUCCAUUAUUCAGAAAUAAAUGAAAUAACAUAAAGGCAGGCAAGCGCACUGUUGGUGGCUUUCCUUUCCCUAAAGUUGGGGUGGUUGAAGUGAAUUUCCUUUCUCUUUCUCCAGGUGCUUGUUCUGUUUGCAUGCUGAGCUGCACAGCUUUCAAAGGGCUUGCCCUGGGAUAUGGCUGGGCUAGAUUUAGAAGGAACUGGUCACUGAAUAGCUCUGGUAAUUCUUGCAUCUCACAGUUAUGCGGUUGACAGCUCUUUUCAGUGGGGAAAGCUUGGGUAUAUUUCAAGGUGAUUGUAGUUUUGUCCCUCUGGCAGUACGCUGCUGCAACCGGCUUAGCCCAUUAUCCUCCUCUCCCACUGGAUUUAAGCCUAGGGAGAAAUCUGGGGCUUUUGUCAGGUAGAAGGUAAGAGAUGGAUAAUUAUACCCCGUGUGUGCUCAAAGAGAAAAGCACUAUAUCAUAGAGUAGCUUUCAAUUACUGAAAUGGAAUUGUCUGAAGUUCCAGUGACUUAUAAAUUACUCUUUGUAAAAACCAAUAGUUAACAUUAUUAUGUUAGUGAUGAUGUGCUUUUAAUAUCUCAUACUUUAAGGUUUAUUACACAAAACUUUGCAGAUAGCGCUUAAUACUCAGAGAAUAAAAUGUAUUUACAUUUUUGUGUUUUUAUUAGAAGAUUUAAAAACACAAAUGGCUGCUCUGAAAAAAUUGACUAAAAACUUCACUGUACAAUUGACUAUAUUAUAAUUUUUCUCAAUUUGAGUUUCUUAAAUCUCAGGGGCUAGUACUGUAAAAUCAAUGCAAAGUAAUUACAAAAUUUAAAAUUCCAGAUGCUAUGAUUACAUACAUCUUGUCCUUUAAUAUCCAUUCUGUCAAAUACCUUUUGUAAACACUGUUACUUAACAAAACACAUUUGAAAAAUAACAUUUUCACUAAUUCUGAUAAAUUAAUUAGGUAAAUCAGUCUUAGCAUAUUUAUAGGGCAGUAUUUUCAGUUUGUGAUCCCCCAGGAGCUCAACAUUACUUUCACUCUCCUUUUAAAGGCAGAAAUUAUAGUCAGAAAUGAGCAUUUUAAUUUGCAGCUGACAGUUUAGGGUUAAGAUAUGAUUCCAGGUAACAGAAGCCAAUGAGAGUACACCCAGUUGAUGUUUGUGACAUCAUCUUCCAGUCGGAGUACAUAGAACAGCUGAGGUGGCGUUCAGUUUCAGCACAGUGCCAUUAUGAUGGAUGUUUACAUCUCUUCAUUGAGAGCCAAUUAUCUCGCUUUUGUGUGAGGCCCAAAGAUCUCUCAUGCUGCCAGGCUGCACAGAGCACUGUUGGAUCUAGCUGAACGAAUUGUUUUCUCUGUCUCUGGGUAUCAACGGUUUCUGUACAGCACAGAUUAUGACAGCUUCUUCCUUAAGACUAUCAUUUGGAGCACUGGCUCAGCAGUCUAAAUCGCCAAGGGCUCAUCCAUCAAUCAACCAGAAGUGAAGACAAUAGCUUCAAAGAAGAGAAUGUUUAAAUUUCAUCAAAUGAAACAUAUUUUUGAAAUACUUGAUAAAAUGAGAUGCCUGCGAAAACGUUCCACAGUGUCAUUCUUGGGAGUUCUUGUCAUUUUUCUCCUUUUUAUGAACUUGUACAUUGAAGAUAGCUAUGUUCUGGAAGGAGACAAACAACUUAUAAGGGAAACAUCCACACAUCAACUGAAUUCAGAACGCUAUGUUCAUACUUUUAAGGAUUUGUCUAAUUUCUCAGGAGCCAUAAAUGUCACCUAUCGCUACCUAGCUGCCACACCUUUACAAAGAAAGCGGUAUCUUACAAUUGGACUUUCUUCAGUAAAGCGAAAAAAAGGAAACUACUUACUUGAGACAAUUAAGUCAAUUUUUGAGCAGUCCAGUUACGAAGAACUGAAAGAAAUUUCAGUGGUGGUUCAUCUAGCAGACUUUAAUUCUUCCUGGCGUGAUGCCAUGGUCCAGGAUAUUACACAGAAAUUUGCGCACCAUAUUAUUGCAGGAAGAUUAAUGGUUAUACAUGCCCCAGAGGAGUAUUACCCAAUCCUGGAUGGCCUUAAAAGAAAUUACAAUGAUCCAGAAGAUAGAGUCAAAUUUCGUUCAAAGCAAAACGUAGAUUAUGCUUUUCUGCUUAAUUUUUGUGCCAAUACUUCUGACUAUUAUGUAAUGCUUGAAGAUGAUGUUCGGUGUUCAAAAAAUUUCUUAACUGCCAUCAAGAAAGUCAUUGCAUCCCUAGAAGGAACUUACUGGGUAACUCUUGAAUUCUCUAAGCUUGGCUACAUUGGUAAACUGUAUCAUUCUCAUGAUCUCCCACGUUUGGCACAUUUUUUAUUAAUGUUUUAUCAAGAAAUGCCUUGUGAUUGGCUAUUGACUCAUUUCCGGGGUCUCUUGGCUCAGAAAAAUGUGAUCCGUUUUAAACCAUCUCUCUUUCAGCACAUGGGCUAUUAUUCAUCAUACAAAGGGACAGAGAAUAAGCUAAAGGAUGAUGAUUUUGAAGAGGAGUCAUUUGACAUUCCUGAUAACCCCCCUGCAAGUCUGUACACCAACAUGAAUGUGUUUGAAAAUUAUGAAGCAAGCAAGGCUUACAGUAGUGUUGACGAGUACUUUUGGGGGAAACCACCUUCAACAGGAGAUGUUUUUGUGAUUGUAUUUGAAAAUCCAAUUAUAAUUAAAAAAAUUAAAGUAAAUACUGGAACAGAAGAUCGACAAAAUGAUAUUUUGCAUCAUGGAGCACUAGAUGUUGGGGAAAACGUUAUGCCUAGCAAACGAAGGAGACAAUGUUCUACCUACUUAAGACUAGGAGAAUUCAAAAAUGGAAACUUUGAAAUGUCAGGUGUGAAUCAAAAAAUUCCAUUUGAUAUACAUUGUAUGAGGAUAUAUGUCACCAAAACACAAAAGGAAUGGCUAAUUAUUAGGAGUAUUAGCAUUUGGACUUCUUAGCCAAUUAAAUCAGUAUGUUCAGUUUCUGAAACAGGUCUUCCUGUUUCCUCUUUUGCUACCGUUGUCAUUUGGAGGGAAAGCAAUGGAUGGGAUAUGUUAAAAGAAACAUUAAUUACAUUGGUAGUUUUCAUUUAUACACUGUUGACAUAAUUUUACUCUUAAUACACACUUGUAUUUAUUUUAACGUCUGAAGUUGAAUAUAAGUCUAUAGCUAAUGCUAUUUUCCUUUAUAUUUUUAAAUGCUCUUAGUUUUUAAAUUUCAACUGAUUGUCAAAAGGGUAAUAUGAAAAAUUUUAAAUCAACAAAUUAGCUUGUUGGUUGAUGGUUUUUGAAAAUUAGUCAUCAACUGUAUAUACUUCCUCAAGAAUCGAUAAUUCAUUAUAUCAUCAGAUAGCUUUUAUUAAGCAUCUGUGGGAAUAUACAGUUGGGUGGAAUGAUAAUUUUUUUGUGUGUGUGUAAACUUAGGUUUCCAUUGACUUCUGUACAUCUACAAUGAAUACCUCCUCAUAGAAGUGGUGUCUUUACAACAUAUUUUUUGUGUUAAGUGAGGCUAUGGAAAAAGAAAAAAAAAGACUUAAAAAUAUAUCUCCCCUGAUUAUUUAUAUGAAAGGGGACAUUGUUCAUUGUUUAAAAAUAUUUAAUUGAGCACCUAUUGUUGAUAAAUUUUCUGGGGGAAGCUGUCUUUUUCUAGUUUCCCUUUUGCAAAAAAAGAGAAAAGAAUAGUUAAGCUCAAUAUUUUCAGGUUACAUUAAGUACCCACAUUUAAUAGAAUAAAUUAGGGAAGGCCUAUAGUAGUUAGCUCAUUCGUACAGACAUUUUCAGUAUAUGCAGAAAAUUUUGGGAAAUUGAUUUUAUACAUUUUGUAUUAAAAUCCAUGUGAUUGAAAUUAUUGCGAUUUAUCAUAUACUUUUUUUGGAAUUUAAAUGGGUAUAUUAUAAAGGACCAUAGAAAGUAAUUGACUUUUCUGGAAUCAAAGAUCUAUUUCCUAGCAAGGCCAGAAAGAGAGAUCUGAUAUUCUGAUAACCAGACAAUGCUCUUUUUCUCGUAUGAUUUCUCCUGACACAGUUUAUGCUUUCUGUGUUGUAUUUGCUAUGUGACUCUCAGAUAAUAAGUUAUACCAUCUGGAAAUAGGUGGUACAAUUCUUGCAUAAAUAAUAUUAUCCUAAAUAAUGUCCUAAAUGAUACUUUUUUGGUAUAUGUACCCAAAUAGUAAGCAAACUUGACUAAACUUUUCCUAAUAGGGAUUGGAGAGUGUGUCUUUAUAAUGUGUCCAUUAAAGUAAUUCAGGACACCUUAGUGUGUCCUAAAGACAUUGGUUUUCAGAAUGUCCUGAGCUUGUUUCAUCCUUUUUGUUUUG
Molecule: messenger RNA, 5692 nt
Organism: Chlorocebus sabaeus (green monkey)
Lineage: Eukaryota; Metazoa; Chordata; Mammalia; Primates; Cercopithecidae
Gene: MGAT4C
Product: MGAT4 family member C
Biological process (GO): protein N-linked glycosylation
Molecular function (GO): acetylglucosaminyltransferase activity
Source: RefSeq, a predicted model, not a curated record